AGUGGUCCACAGGCCUUGACAGUGAAUAGGCUGUGUAAGGCUAUGUGUAACCUCUCGGGAGUCACCGUGUACUCCUGGCCUAUACUUCGUACUAGUGCAUGCCUAGUCACUGGCGUUUUAUACGUAGAGCAGUGUUGGCGAGGGCACUCGGCUGUAAGCAGACGUAUUUUGUUGUGAUCCUGCUCUGCGAGUGUCAAGUCAUGAUCUGUUUGUUUUCUCGAUCGAAACCAGGAUUUUGAAUGUGUAUACGAUUCCAAUGGUAAAGAUGAGGAAGAGACCUACAUAUGACGUGACAGCCCGGCUUGUCAGCUUAGUAUGGUAUAUAUUUGUUAUUGACGUGUGUGUCCUGAGGCUUUGUACUGGUCAUCCCCAGUGUCUAGACUUCCGGCCUCCGUUCCAGGCCGGUUCUGCCCUCACAUUCUGCCCACAAUACUCUACUUUCGGUUGCUGUACCGCAGACAAUGAUCGUCAGCUGAUGACAGACUAUGGUGACAUUCGGAACAAUGUGCCGUCUGCUCUUUGGCGGGAAUGUGGUGGUUACCUAAGGGAGUUCAUGUGUCUCAAAUGUUCCCCAUAUGCCGCUCACAUAUUUGAUGCUGAAGACUCGAUGGUUCCAAGGUCAUUUCCUGGUCUGUGUAAUGGCUACUGUAAAGCCUUUCAUGCCAAAUGUUCGAGCAUUAUUAGAUACAUGACUGAUGACACUUCCCUGCUCCAACGCUUGUCUCAGGGAGCAGACGCUUUUUGCCAAGAAUUAAGACUCUCAGACAAUGACUACUGCUUUCCAGAUUUGAAAACUAAUGACAUCCUCAACAAGAAAAUAUCAAUCGUCCAAGUAACAUCAGAAGGCUGUAUUUGUAUGGAAGAAAUUGCUUCUGGACUCCGAAAUCCAGUGUUCGCACGGCAUGCGGGCGAUGGUACCAAUCGCCUGUUUGUGGGAGAAGUGACAGGACGGGUUCAGAUAUACUUUCCAAAUGGAUCGAGAAUUCGUGAACCCUUUCUUGAUAUGCAAGAUAAUGUCAUGAAUACGGAAAGUGAAGGCGAUGAACGAGGGUUCUUAGGCAUGGCGUUUCACCCACAAUUCAAACAAAACAGGAAAUUUUAUAUUUAUUACUCAACAAGGCCGAUUUCUGGAACUGGUGAUCAUGCUACAAAGAUCAGUGAAAUGAGAGUUUCAGAAAAUGACCCAAACAAGGCAGACCCGAAGACAGAGAGAGUCUUGAUGACGAUACAGCAACCCUACUGGAAUCACAACGGAGGGGAGAUAUUGUUCGGAGAUGACAACUACCUCUACCUGUUUGUGGGUGACGGAGGUGCAGCCGGUGAUCCAGAAAAUCGUUCCCAGAACAGGUCUUUACUUCUGGGGAAGGUACUGAGGAUAGAUGUAGACAGUCAACCUCGAUGGAAUCCCUAUGGUAUCCCACCAGACAACCCAUUUGUGGGUCAAGAUGGGAUCCGACCAGAAAUAUAUGCCUAUGGCGUCAGGAACAUGUGGAGGUGUGGAAAAGAUCGGGGUGACCCAGUCACUGGUGCUGGAAAAGGUCGAAUUGUGUGUGGAGAUGUAGGACAGUCAGCCUUUGAGGAACUUGAUCUGUUGAAAAAGGGAGUUAACUAUGGCUGGAAUGCACUGGAGGGAAUGUCUUGCUUCAGAGAAGAUUUGUGUGACUCUAUAGGUCCAGUGGAGGACCCGAUCCAUCACUACCCUCAUUACAUGGGCAAGUCUAUCACUGGUGGCCAUUUCUACCGGGGCUGUAACAGUCCAAACCUCAACGGCUUCUACAUAUACGGGGACUUCAUGUCAGGUAAGAUGUGGAGACUGUUGGAGGACCCCAUCACUGGGGGCUGGCAAAAUGAGGAGCUCCAAAUGUGUACCUCUGCUAUGUGUCGUCCUCCACUGAAGUCCACCUAUGUGACCAGCAUCAUAUCAUUUGGCGAGGAUGAGGAUGGUGAAAUCUACAUGGUAUCGACAUCCACAGCCAGUUCUGGUUUACCGUAUGGUAAAGUCUAUCGCAUAGUGGAUCCUGCAAGGAGAGGUAACCCAGACAACUGUAGAUCUGCACGCCAUGAAGGGUACGAUACUCGCCGUGUGAACACCACAUUGUACAGACAUGGUACGUCCGGCGGACAACACUCUGGCAUGUUUGCUGCCCUUUCCCUGCAUGUUCAAUCGUCCAUAGUCGCCAUGGGAACAGUACUGAUGUUUGCCUUGUUCUAGAAAAAACUGCAUCAUGUUCAACAUGAAUGUUUAAAUCUGUGUAAAACUGACAUCCUGAGGACGGCCACACAUUUCUCUAGGGAUUGAACCAGGAUCCCUUGAUUGAUUAGAUUAAUGCAGUAGGAGUUGAAAGGAAUUUCUCCUUAACUGAGCUAAUAUUCCUGGAUGCCAGUGUGAUGUGUAUACAUUGUAUAUAAACUUUAGUUCAAGAAAUGGUGAAAGAAUUGGAUUUCACAUUUCAAAUAUUUAAUACAGUAUGCCUGACCAGUAUACAGGUUUAUCUAGAGGACCUUGUUAUUCCGGGCUGUAGUCCUUUAACAGCAUUAAGCAUGUGCUUGUCACAGCUAUUUUGUGUGAGUUGUAACUCACUACCACACAAUCUGUGGGAGAUUUAGGCUUUAGUCCAAGUCAAGCUUCUUACUAACCCUGCUGAUCAUGGAAGCUUUCAACAUGUUCAAUGUUAAAUUGAUAACUUGUACCGACAAUCAAACUGAAGUUAUCUAAAACUAAUGCAAGCAAUACCUUAUACCUAUGUUAUAAAUAUAUAACAUGGAACCUUUGGUUCAAAAACUCUAUUGAAUUAUUUAAUUACAUGUAUGGAUAUUUUAUAUGGUUUUACAGGGUAUAAAUUUUUUAAAUUUCAGCUAGAAGGAAUUUUGACUGUCAAUUUAAUAUAAUAUGCUAAUUAGACUUUUAACUUUAUUUAAAUGAGAUGUUUCUAGUUAGGUUUUUAUAUUUUAAAGCUGUGUAUAUGCUUUAGCUUUAUGAUCUGUCCAGAACAUGCAGUACACGUCAUGUUGUAUAACCUUGACUUAGUGCAGUAUUAGUUUUCAUUUUUAGCUCACCUGGUCCAAAGGACCAAGGUGAGCUUAUGCCAUACCGUGUCGUCCGUCGUCCGUCCAUCAACAAUUGACUUCUUCUUCAUAAC
Messenger RNA from Pecten maximus, 3140 nucleotides. Its product is annotated as HHIP-like protein 2. The record is from RefSeq and is a predicted model, not a curated record. NCBI's taxonomy places the organism in Eukaryota, Metazoa, Mollusca, Bivalvia, Pectinida, Pectinidae. The transcript has 8 exons. Bases 257 to 2212 code for a protein of 651 amino acids.